Molecule: messenger RNA, 486 nt
Organism: Nymphaea colorata (pocket water lily)
Lineage: Eukaryota; Viridiplantae; Streptophyta; Magnoliopsida; Nymphaeales; Nymphaeaceae
Exons: 1
Coding region: 1-486 (161 amino acids)
Source: RefSeq, a predicted model, not a curated record
AUGACUCCACCAAAAUCCUUGUUGGGUCUCCUUCUGAUCGCCGGAUUCUUGUUGAGUUUCGCCAGAUCCCACCAGAACCUGACCGCGUAUGAGGUGCUGGAGAGUUAUAACUUCCCCAAAGGAAUCCUUCCCAAGGGAGUGAAGGACUACGUUUUUAAUGAAGAUGGGAGCUUCGUGGCUUAUCUCGACGGUUCCUGUAAGUUUGGUAUCGAGGCGGGCUACACAUUGAACUACGGUAGCAAGAUCACGGGCGUCCUGAAAUAUGGCUCGCUGAAGAACUUGCAGGGCGUGAGCGUGAGGGUCCUGUUCGUCUGGUUGGGCAUCUGGGAGGUCAGCAGGGGAGACGAGCAACUGGACUUCUACGUAGGUCCUGUCUCUGCGUCCUUCCCUCUUUCGAAUUUCUACGUCUGUCCACGGUGCGGGUGCGGCCUCGAUUGCGACGACGACGACGAUGGUGAUAGUAAAGUGGCCAUUGCGGAUUCUUAG